CAGCUGGUGUGGAGGUCAGAGGACAAGUAGAGGGAGUCUGUUUUCACCUUGCAACUUGUGGAGUCUGGAGACUGAGCUCAGGCCUUAAGGCUUGGUGCAAGAAUCCUUGCUUACCCAGCUAUCUUGCUGACCUGAGGGAGAAUUUUCUAAAGACUUGUUAGUGCCUGUUGAAAUUCUUAAUACUGAGUUACUACUGGAGAGUGAGUUUGUGUGACAUUCUACUAAUGUCAUGUUAUUUAUAUAUAAGGGUUUUGUGUUUUCACAACAGAUAUGUUUAUAGUAGCAUUUUAUUUGGUGUCUGUCAUUGACAUAUUCUGGUAUGGAGUAAUUGGGAGUAUAUUUUUUCCUUUCCCUUUCACUCAAGACAGGAAGGCACAGUUGUAGUAUUCUUUAAAGUUUUUGCAUUUACAGUAAUUGUACCAUUAUGUAUAGGAAGAAGAAGGAAAUACUUCUAAAACACAAAAAAGUUCCUGGCUUCAAGAGUGUGUUUUAUCCUUAUCUCCAACUAGUGAUCUUAUGGUUAUAGCUCGGGAACAAAAGGCCGCAUUCCUAGUGCCAAAAUGGAAGAACAGUGAUAAAGGGAAGGAAGAAAUGCAGUUUGCUAUUGGCUGGAGUGGCUCCUUAAGUGUGGAAGAAGGGGAGUAUGUGACCAGUGCUCUGUGUAUCCCACUGGCAAGUCAAAAGAGGAGUUCCACUGGGCGCCCUGACUGGACCUGCAUUGUGGUGGGCUUUACAUCUGGUUAUGUGCGGUUCUACACUGAGAGUGGUGUGCUUUUGCUUGCACAACUUCUGAAUGAGGACAAAGUGCUUCAGCUUAAAUGCAGGACCUAUGAAAUCCCCCGACACCCUGGAGUGACUGAGCAGAAUGAAGAACUGAGCAUCUUAUACCCAGCGGCCAUCGUGACUAUUGACGGCUUCAGUCUUUUUCAGUCUCUUCGCGCUUGUCGAAACCAGGUAGCAAAAGCUGCAGCAUCAGGCAGUGAGAACGUACAACCACCACCAUUAGCUUAUAAGAAAUGGGGUCUACAAGAUAUUGACACUAUUAUUGAUCAUGCUAGUAUUGGUAUCAUGACUCUGUCACCAUUUGAUCAAAUGAAGACUGCUUCCAAUAUAGGUGGAUUCAAUGCUGCAAUUAAGAACAGCCCCCCAGCCAUGUCUCAGUACAUCACUGUAGGGUCCAGUCCGUUCACUGGCUUCUUCUAUGCACUAGAGGGCAGCACACAGCCGCUGUUAUCUCAUGUGGCGCUCGCAGUUGCAAGUAAACUGACUUCUGCUCUCUUUAGUGCUGCCAGUGGUUGGCUUGGUUGGAAAAGCAAGCAUGAGGAAGAAACUGUCCAGAAGCAGAAGCCCAAGAUGGAGCCAGCCACUCCACUAGCCGUGAGAUUUGGACUUCCGGAUUCUAGACGCCAUGGAGAAAGCAUAUGCCUGUCUCCUUGUAGUACUCUGGCAGCAGUCACAGAUGAUUUUGGCAGAGUUAUCUUGUUGGAUGUAGCUCGAGGAAUCGCAAUACGGAUGUGGAAAGGGUAUCGGGAUGCACAGAUCGGGUGGAUUCAAAUUGUAGAGGACCUCCAUGAGCGAGUACCAGAAAAGGGAGAUUUCUCCCCCUUUGGAAAUACUCAAGGUCCCAGUCGAGUAGCUCAGUUCCUUGUGAUCUAUGCACCACGAAGGGGGAUUUUGGAAGUGUGGAACACACAGCAAGGGCCUAGAGUGGGAGCUUUCAACGUGGGUAAGCACUGCAGGCUGUUGUAUCCUGGCUACAAAAUAAUGGGCUUAAACAACGUGACAAGUCAGAGUUGGCAGCCUCAGACUUACCAGAUCUGUCUUGUGGACCCGGUGUCUGCAAGUGUGAAAGCGGUGAAUGUGCCUUUCCACUUAGCCCUGAGUGAUAAGAAGAGUGAAAGAGCCAAAGACCUGCACUUAGUGAAGAAGCUGGCAGCCCUGCUGAAAACAAAAGCCCCCAGGCUUGAUUCAUUUGAAACGGAAAUAAAGGAGUUGAUUCUUGAUAUUAAGUACCCUGCAACCAAGAAACAAGCUCUGGAAAGCAUUUUGGCCAGUGAACGUUUACCAUUUUCCUGCCUUAGAAAUGUUACUCAGACUUUAAUGGACACUUUAAAAAAUCAAGAACUUGAGUCUGUUGAUGAAGGAUUGCUACAGUUUUGUGCCAGUAAAUUGAAAUUACUACAUCUUUAUGAAUCUGUCAAUCAAUUAAAUUCUCUUGAUUUUCACUCAGAUACACCGUUCUCUGAUAACGACUUGGCUGUGCUGCUGAGGCUGGAUGACAAGGAACUCCUGAAGCUCCGGGCCUUAUUGGAAAAGUACAAACAAGAAAACACCAAGGCCACUGUCCGGUUUUCUGAGGAUACAGAUGGCGUGCUGCCUGUUCAGACCUUCCUUGACUAUGUAGAGUAUGAGAAGGGUGCGCUCAGCAUAAAGAACAUAAGUGAAGAGGCGCACGUGGCUCUAGGCAGUUUCUUUUUCUGGAAGUGUUUGCAUGGAGAAAGCUCCACUGAGGAUAUGUGCCACACCCUGGAGUCUGCUGGACUCAGUCCUCAGCAGUUACUGUCUCUGCUCCUAAGUGUUUGGCUUUCAAAGGAAAAGGAUAUUUUGGACAAACCACAGUCUGUCUGCUGUCUUCACACCAUGCUGUCCCUGCUGAGCAAGAUGAAAGUGGCCAUCGAUGAGACAUGGGACUCUCAGUCUGUGUCCCCGUGGUGGCAGCAAAUGCGCAUGGCCUGUAUCCAGUCGGAGAACAAUGGAGCGGCCCUGUUGUCUGCACACGUUGGGCAUUCCGUUGCUGCACAGAUGUCUAACAAUGCUACAGAUAAGAAAUUCUCCCAGGCAGUUUUGGGUGCUGAUGCAGAAGCCCUCACAGACUCCUGGGAAGCCCUUUCUCUUGACACUGAGUACUGGAAGCUGCUGCUGAGACAGCUGGAGGACUGCCUCAUACUCCAGACUCUGCUGCACAGCAAGGUGAACCCACCCACCGCCAAAGGGUCAUCUCCACAGACAGAGCCACUUCCAAGGCUUUCUGUUAAAAAGUUAUUAGAAGGGGGAAAAGGUGGUGUUGCAGACAGUGUAGCCAAGUGGAUAUUUAAACAAGACCUCAGCCCUGAAUUGUUGAAAUGUGCCAACAAAGAAAGAGAUGUAGAAAACCCAGAUGAGCCCCAAGAAGACUUGCUCCAUCUAGCCUAUGAACAGUUCCCUUGUAGCCUUGAGCUGGACGUGCUGCAUGCCCAUUGCUGCUGGGAGUAUGUUGUUCAGUGGAAUAAAGACCCAGAGGAAGCACGCUUUUUGGUUAGGUCCAUAGAACACUUGAAGCACAUUCUUAAUGCACAUGUUCAAAAUGGUAUCGCGCUGAUGAUGUGGAAUACGUUCUUGGUUAAAAGGUUUUCUGCUGCUGCCUACUUAAUGGAUAAGGUUGGAAAGUCUCCAAAGGAUAGGCUAUGCCGAAGGGAUGUGGGGAUGAGUGACACAGCAAUGACAUCCUUCCUUGGUUCCUGCCUGGAUCUUCUUCAGACAUCACUGGAGGCUGACAUUAGCAGGGAUGAAAUGCAGGUGCCGAUCCUGGACACUGAGGAUGCCUGGCUGUCCGUGGAAGGCCCUGUCUCUAUAGUGGAGCUGGCGCUUGAGCAGAAGCCUAUUCACUACCCACUGGUGGAGCAUCAUUCCAUCUUGUGCUCCAUUCUGUACGCAUCCAUGCGCUUUUCUCUGAAGAGUGUGAAGCCACUUGCCCUUUUUGAUAGCAAGGGAAAGAAUGCAUUUUUUAAGGAUUUAACUUCAAUUCAAUUGUUACCUAGUGAAGAAAUGGAUCCAAAUUUUAUUUCUGUAAGACAACAGUUCUUACUGAAAGUUGUCAGUGCAGCUGUCCAGGCUCAGCACUCCAUCACCAAGGACGAAGGUCCCUCUGAAGACGCAGCAACUGCUCAUAGCAAAGACCACAAUUGGCCAGUCCUGGCUGUGGAUUUAGCCCAUCACCUUCAAGUGAGUGAAGAUGUCAUUCGAAGGCAUUAUGUGGGAGAGCUGUACAACCAUGGAGCUGACCUCUUGGGAGAGGAGGCCAUUCUGCAAGUUCAUGACAAAGAAGUCCUGGCGUCUCAGCUGCUGGUGCUGACAGGGCAAAGGCUGGCUCAUGCACUUUUCCACACCCAGACAAAAGAAGGCAUGGAGCUGCUGGCCCGACUCCCACCCACGCUCUGCACCUGGCUGAAGGCAAUGAACCCCCAAGAUCUUCAAAACACUGAGGUGCCAAUUGCAGCAACAGCUAAACUAGUGCAUAAAGUGAUGGAGCUCCUGCCAGAAAAACAUGGGCAGUACAGCCUCGCCUUACACCUCAUUGAAGCUGUGGAAGCCAUGGCUACUUUAUGACAGUAGUCUACAGUCCUGGAACUACAUAGUCACUGCAUGUCAUUUUACACAGUAACACUGGGGACUUUUUGGAGGUUUUAUGUUUUUGUAUAAUAAAAAAAUAAAUAUAUUACUUUUAAAAAGUGCAAUCCUGGCUAAAUUCCACUUCUUCAGUUGAGACUGGAGAUUAAAUAUAAACACAGUAACUAUCCUAUAAUUGAUGCAGAUGCUUUACUGUUUAUUUUUUCAUUCAAAUAAGCAGCUUUAUUGUUAAUAUUAGACUUUGGUAUUGUAACUGGUUAUUCUUUGCAGAUUUUGUUCUUACUGUAGUAGUUCAUACCCAAGUGACUCCUGUGGGGAUUGUGUUCAUAUAGCUUCCAUCAGCACGCUAGAGAUGCAGCCCAUGUCCCUUUACCACAUGCAGAAAUGUCCUCAUGGAUGGUCCUGUUCCAGGAUGCCACCUGACAGGGAGCUCUCAGUGCUGACCACUUCCUGUCCAGGGCUCUGCUGCUGCUGCUGUCACAGGAGAAAAGGCUUGAGAUCACCAGAGGGACCUGGGAAGGAUCCCGGGCCUGCUGUUUUGCCAGAAUCAGGGAUCAGAGAUGUGAACAAUGCAGCAAAGUCAAUUAUAAUGUAAAUUAAGAUUUACUCUAUUUUGUCAAGUUCCAAAAUUUUAUCCAAAUCAGGUAACUGUAAAAAUAUAUUAUCUUGUAAGACAUGUUUAAAAAAAAAAAAAAAAAAAAAGCAAAGAUUCUAAAAUAUUUAAAGUCCAACUUUAUUUUUCUUCCAAGUGUUCAAAAAUGUCUGUUUCUGGGACUUGGUCAUACUGCCUGUCCUGGGAGCAGAACAGAGAAUAAUACACUUUGUGCUGUCACAGCCUUAGCAACCCUACCUCACAGCUGGGGGCAGAGAAAGACAAACUGCAACUAGUUCUGUACCCUGUAGUGCCUAGAGCAGUCCAAGUGCUAACCAAGUGUGUGAUAAGCCCACCUAACCCGGCCUGUCAGCAGUGCUUUGCGCUCUGCAGAUCAGCAAGUUCUUGCUGCAGUUCAACUGUCUCUGGAAUGCAGCCAUACAG
Acomys russatus (golden spiny mouse) is the source of this 5422-nucleotide messenger RNA. RefSeq names its product RAB3 GTPase activating non-catalytic protein subunit 2 (gene Rab3gap2). The record is from RefSeq and is a predicted model, not a curated record. NCBI's taxonomy places the organism in Eukaryota, Metazoa, Chordata, Mammalia, Rodentia, Muridae. The transcript is spliced from 33 exons. Gene Ontology annotation, biological process: regulation of GTPase activity. The coding region runs from base 517 to 4365 and encodes 1282 amino acids.